Jaculus jaculus (lesser Egyptian jerboa) is the source of this 474-nucleotide messenger RNA. RefSeq names its product histone-lysine N-methyltransferase SUV39H2-like. Gene Ontology annotation, cellular component: nucleus. The coding region runs from base 1 to 474 and encodes 157 amino acids. The transcript has 3 exons. NCBI's taxonomy places the organism in Eukaryota, Metazoa, Chordata, Mammalia, Rodentia, Dipodidae. The record is from RefSeq and is a predicted model, not a curated record. Gene Ontology annotation, molecular function: histone H3K9 methyltransferase activity; protein binding.
AUGGAAUAUUAUCUUGUAAAAUGGAAAGGAUGGCCAGAAUCUACAAAUACUUGGGAGCCUUUGAAAAACCCUAAGUGGUGUCCAUUACUACUUCAGCAAUUCUCUAAUGCCAAGCAUAGCUACUUAUCUCAGGUAACCACGAGUGAAGAAGCUGAAAGGCAGGGGCAGUUGUAUGACCACAGAGGAAUCACACACCUCUUUGAUCUGGAUUGUGAAUCUCAUGAGUUCACAGUGGAUGCUGCUCGAUGCGGAAACAUGUCUCAUUUUGUGAAUCAUAGUUGUGACCCAAAUCUCCAAGUGUUUAAUGUUUUCAUCGAUAACCUCGAUACUUGCCUUCCCAGAAUAGCAUUAUUUUCCACAAGAACCAUAAAGGCUGGGGAAGAGCUGACUUUUGAUUAUCAAAUGGAAGGUUCUGGGGAGUUAUCUUCUGAUUCUGUUGACCCCUCCCCCCCACCCCUGCCAAAAAGAGGGUGA